AUGCCGAGUUUUGCAAGUGGGUAUGGCGAUGGUAACAGAGCGUUCUUACAGGCGUUUUUGGCUCGCAACACCCUUACACUAGACACCGGUAAACCCAUCAUCGCCGCCAUUUCAACACAGCAAGAAGGCAGACCGAUCCAGGCCGAAGACAUCACGGUAGAGGACUUGGACUCCUUUAUUUCACAAGCCAACCAAAAGCUGUCACCCCUUGACCUCGAGAUCCGAAGCACUUUCCACCAGCAGAAUCGCGAAAGAGUCUAUGCACUAAUAAAUACAACCAGUGACCCUAUGACGCAGCUUGCGACAACGUAUACAGCCGACGAGAUCAUCUACGUCAAGAAACUCCUCGAUGCGAUGUUUGAGGGAAGGAACAAUAGAGGCAGAAAAGAAGCCAUGUGCUUGAGCGCUAUUGACGCCAUCAAGCUGGGCAGAAUGGCAGAGAAGAGACGAGAAACCCAGACCGAGAAUGCACCACAAUCCACAGCAGGCAUGCUGGGUCCUAAAGAGGCGGAAGUGAUGCUCAAUAAGCUAUCAGCUGAAGGGUGGCUUGAGAAGAGCGAGGCCGGGUUCUACAGCUUGAGUCCGCGUGCUCUGAUGGAGUUGAAGGCCUGGCUUGUCGAUACCUACAAUGACGAAGAUGAAGACGGGAAUAGUCGCAACAAAAUCAAAUUCUGCCAUGCUUGCAAAGAGAUUAUCACAGUGAAUUUCUUUCGAGUGCAACGAUCACGAAACUGUCCACUGUGUGACACACAGUGGGACGGCGAGCAUUACGUGGGUGAGAAGACCAUCACAACUGCUUCAGACUAUCGAGCUCCCACGGGGCGACGACAAAUAAAUAAUCGACCAAGAUCUCCCGUUGAAGAAGAAGAAGAUGAACAAGACGAGGAUGAUAUGGAGACCUGA
Messenger RNA from Exophiala bonariae, 903 nucleotides. RefSeq lists its product as uncharacterized. The record is from RefSeq and is a predicted model, not a curated record. Lineage: Eukaryota; Fungi; Ascomycota; Eurotiomycetes; Chaetothyriales; Herpotrichiellaceae. Gene Ontology annotation, molecular function: ubiquitin-protein transferase activity. The coding region runs from base 1 to 903 and encodes 300 amino acids. Gene Ontology annotation, cellular component: Smc5-Smc6 complex; nucleus. Gene Ontology annotation, biological process: double-strand break repair via homologous recombination. The transcript has 2 exons.